UUUUACAAUAAUUAUGAGUAACAUUUGAUCGAGUUUCUAGACGGAUGUUUUACCGGGUUGCACGAGGUCAAAAAGAUCACUUCCUUUCAGUCAAAGCAAACGUGUUAGCAUCUAAAAUGAGUUUGUUUUUACCCAAAUUAACGUGCAAAAAAGAUAUUGAUGAAGCUAUCAAAGGUGUAGCGGAAAAAGUGGUAGUUCUGAGGUUUGGAAGCGAUGAUGACUCUGUUUGUCUCCAGCUGGAUGAGAUAUUAUCGAAAACUGCCCAUGACCUGAGUAACAUGGCGUCCAUCUAUAUCGUUGAUGUAGACAAAGCGCCUAUUUACACAAGAUACUUCGAUAUCAGCUACAUCCCAUCAACUGUUUUCUUUUUUAAUGGGCAGCACAUGAAAGUGGAUUAUGGGUCUCCAGAUCAUACCAAGUUUGUUGGCAGUUUCAAAACCAAACAAGAUUUCAUAGACCUGAUUGAGGUGAUUUACAGAGGAGCCAUGAGGGGGAAAAUGAUAGUCCAGAGUCCCAUAGAUCCUAAAAAUAUUCCUAAAUACGAUCUUCUCUAUCAUGAUAUUUAGAGUAAUUAGCUUCCGCUGUGUGGCAUUACUCUCAAAAUCAUGCCAAAAUGGCCCUGACUAUCACUAACUGCAGAAUAAUAAGAAGGUGAUUUUAUUUAGAAAGUUGAAAGUUUUCACAAGUUUAGGUACAAACUGUCAGAAUAGAAACUUUUCAUGUUGUUCUUAUUUCUUCCUACAGAACAGAAAAUACAAUGUAUUUUUUUUGAGUAGCUAAAAAUAUAAUGUUGGUUUAUAAAUGUACAGUUGUUAUUGCAAUAGAAAAAUGUGUGAUGUAAGGAUAUCUUUAAAUUCUUGUGGAUGUGAUAAAAAUGCAUAUAUAUUAUAAACUUGGUGAAAUUAUCCUGGGCUAAUUAUUUCCUAUGGAAAUCAGACUCCAACCUGCAAAUAAAUUAAAUCCACUGUUGCAAUGUAAAGACUUCUGUAUCACAAUAAACAAUAUUUUCUUCCUUUC
Messenger RNA from Nothobranchius furzeri (turquoise killifish), 1017 nucleotides. It is a transcript of the gene txnl4b, whose product is annotated as thioredoxin-like 4B. The record is from RefSeq and is a predicted model, not a curated record. Lineage: Eukaryota; Metazoa; Chordata; Actinopteri; Cyprinodontiformes; Nothobranchiidae. Gene Ontology annotation, biological process: mRNA splicing, via spliceosome. Gene Ontology annotation, cellular component: U4/U6 x U5 tri-snRNP complex; U5 snRNP; spliceosomal complex.